Messenger RNA from Triticum aestivum (bread wheat), 4642 nucleotides. RefSeq lists its product as uncharacterized. The transcript is spliced from 10 exons. Gene Ontology annotation, biological process: DNA transposition. NCBI's taxonomy places the organism in Eukaryota, Viridiplantae, Streptophyta, Magnoliopsida, Poales, Poaceae. The record is from RefSeq and is a predicted model, not a curated record. Bases 1953 to 4472 code for a protein of 839 amino acids. Gene Ontology annotation, molecular function: DNA binding; zinc ion binding; transposase activity.
GUAAAACCCUCCCAAACCUCCCACCGCCGCCUCACGCUUCCCGCCGGUGCCUCCUCGCCCAUCUGAUCUCAACCUCCUCCUCUGCCGAUGGCCGGAAAGUCUCACCCUAAUCGCACCGGCGGCGAUCCACCCUCGCGCGGCCGCGACCGCGGUAGCCUUACCCCCCGCCUCGGUUUCUCAGCACGGGCAAGAGCAAGCACUCAGAGUGUGACGAUACGGCCGUCGUCGUUUCCUCGCGCGGCGGCGGCCGCCUUGCCUCUCCGCCUCGCUUCCCCGGCACGGGCAAGGGCAAGCACUCCGUUACAGACUGUGGCGAGACGGCCGGCGCCGCCUUCUCGCGCGGCCGUGGAGGCCCUCCCCCCUUUCCUCCCUUCGUCGACAAGGGGAAAAAGGUCGCCUCGGAGCAGGCCAUUGAGAGACCGAUGUCUUCCACGGCAUUCAUGAAGGACGCACGUCGGGGAUUUAUGGCAGAUGCCCGCCGGGCUGCACAGACCCGCACCUCUCCUCGGCCUCUCCCUUCCUCGUGCCCUCCUGCAUUGGGGAACAGAUCUGACAGGGGCGAUACUAGGAUGAACUUCACUAUGAAACCUUUAGGAUCUACAAUCAAGAAGCCCUUCAUCCUGGACAUGAAAGUCUAUUCAAAACUAGAACAUCAUCAGAAGGAAGGGUUGAAGUGGUUGUGGAGAAUUCAUUGCUGUGGAAAGGGUGGUUUAUUGGCGGAUGACAUGGGGCUGGGCAAAACCUUCCAGAUAUUAGCCUUUAUAGCAGGUCUGAUUCAAUCAAAUUUGAUGAGAAGGGUAAUUAUUGCUGUUCCUACCAUGAUACUCGAUCAAUGGGUUACAGAAAUGGAAGAAGUCGGCCUUAAAAACUAUAUAUACAUCUUCAAGGAUAUAAAAACAAGAAAUAUGGAGCUUAUGAAGGUUUGUCAGACUGGAGGUAUUCUGAUUACUACACAUACUCUGGCGACUAAUAACUGGUCAAUGUUAAAUAUUUCAUGGGAUUACUUGUUCAUCGAUGAGGCUCAUUUGACUUGAGAAAAAUCCAAUUUCUUUACAGCGGUGUUUGAACACAAUGGCAUAUUUUGUGGGCUGGAUGAUAGAAGGACAUUUUGGGGAAGCACUCAAGAGGAGUAUGACAAUUGUGAUGCGAACACAUGGUCUAGGGAUGUGAUUAAUUGCAUAUUGCAGCAUUUGGGAUAUGACAUUACUAGUCCUGAGCUACAAGUGUAUUGGUUAUUACCUGGGAAGGACAUCCUAGAUGGCAUGGUUUGUUUAGAUAAUGAAGAAGCAAUUGCUUCAAUGGCAAGGGCUGGCAGAGAAAACAGAAGUUUGCAUGUUAUAGUAGAUGAGAGAAAUCAUGUGAAAUCAGAAUGGGAUGAUCUCAUAUAUAGAGGCUGCCUUGAGCUGCCAAGGGUAAUGACUCAAAGGAAAAUGCCAAGUGGAUUUAGGCCCGGAGAAGGCACUUCUGAGAGCACUAGUUCAUGUAUGAUGCUGGUGAAUGAAGCAGAACCACAUAGUUAUGUCCAUCGAGAACAUGAAGAGGAAGCCGAGAAAGGGCAUGGAGAGGCAACAGAGGAUGAGCAUGGAGAGAGAGUAGAGGACGAGCAUGUAGAGGCAACAGAGGAUGAGCAUGAAGAUGGAGCAGAGGAUGAGCAUGCAGAUGGAUCAGAGGAAGAGCAUGGAGAGGACAGUGGCACAGAUGAAGAUUUUUAUGAAAGUGAUUAUGAUGUUCCUGAUGGGGAUGAUGAUCUAUUUGUUCAGAAUGUUGAUGAGAGUGUGAAUGACCACAAUGAGCAGAAGGAAUACAUAGAUGAUGAAGAUCCAGUGGAAGAUGAUGAUGAUCUAAACUUGUCUAAGAAAGAGCUAGAAAGGUUGAAGUACUCUUUCAAGGCAUUUAAUCCAUAGGUGGACCUAAAUAAUCCAAUUUUCAGAGUUGGACAAGUGUAUGGUGAAAUGAAAGAGCUUAGAGCUGCUUUGGUUGCAUACAGUGUGAGAAACAGGGUUAAGAUUAACAAAGGAAGAAAUGAAGCAACGAGGUUGAAUGCAUCUUGCUCUGCUGGAUGCCCCUGGCUUUUGAAGGCGUCUAAGGACAACAGAACAGGAAGCAUUGUAAUUAAGAGAUACAAUUGCAAUCACACAUGUCAGAAAUCUUGGGAUGCAAAGUGUUUGUCAGUUAAAUUUCUUACCGGUAAGUUCAUUGAGGAGUUCAGAGACAACCAAAAGAUGGACUUGGUGACCUUUGGUAACAAAGUUCAGAGAGAAUUCAAGGUCAGACCUCAUAAAGUCAAAUUAGGAAGGGCAAGGAGAGCUGCACUUGAUUUGAUACAUGGAGAUGAAGCAGCUCAGUAUCAACAGCUAUGGAAUUAUGGUAAAGAGCUGAGGAGGAGCAAUCCUGGCAGUACCUUCCUUGUUAGCACAACUCUUGUUAAGGAGAAUGAAAAUGAGGACCCAAAGGAUCAUUUGUCAUCGUUGUAUUGGUCAUAUGAUGCUUGCAAGAGAGGUUUCUUAAAUGGAUGUAGGCCCAUCAUUUUUAUCGAUGGAUGCCACUUGGAAAGUAGGUACAAAGGCCAGUUACUUACUGCUGUUGGCAUAGACCCAAACGACUGCAUUUAUCCCAUUGCAAUGGGAAUGGUUGAAGUAGAAUCAAAAUUCUCCUGGGAGUGGUUUCUCACUACAUUAAAGCAUGACUUGAACAUAGUGAACACCUCCCCAUUCACUAUAAUGAGUGACAAACAAAAGGGCUUAAUAAAUGCAGUUGGAAAGGUGUUUCCAGACUCAGAGCACAGAUUUUGUGUUAGACAUUUAUAUCAAAACUUUCAUAUGCAUUUCAAAGGAGAGACAUUGAAAAACCAUUUGUGGGCAAUUGCAAGAUCAACAAAUAUCACAAAGUGGAUGUUGAACAGAGAAGCAAUGAGAGAGGAUUGCCCUAGUCCUGUUGCUUGGUUGGAGAAUAAACCUGAAAACCAAUGGGUGAAAGCAUUUUUCAGUGAUUUCCCCAAAUGUGACAUCCUAUUGAACAAUAUGUCAGAAGUGUACAAUAGCUACAUAUUGGAAGCAAGGGAGUUCCCUGUGAUUUCAAUGAUGGAAUGUAUAAAGGGUAAGAUUACUGCUAGACAUGAGAGCAAGCAGAGAGAGGCAAGAAACAAAUGGACUGGUAAGAUAUGCCCAAAGAUCAAGAAGAAAUUAGAGAAGGAGAUAGAACUGUCUGCAAGUUGUUUUCCUAGUCACUCUGGUUUGGGAGUAUAUUCUGUGAUAUCAAGAAACUUUACAUACCUUGUGGAUAUUCCAGCAAGGACAUGUGAUUGCAAAAGAUGGCAACUUAGUGGCAUUCCUUGCAGCCACUCUAUUGCGUGCUUUAGGGAAGAGAGGAUAGAUACAGAAGAAAUGGUUCACAAGUGCUACACAAUAGAGACAUACCUGCUAGCAUAUGGGCACAAUAUAAUGCCUAUGAGAGAUAGGGCUCACUGGGAGCAAGUUAAUGGAAUUGUCGUUCAUCCACCGAUUUACAAGAAAAAGAUGGGAAGGCCACCAAAGAACAGGAAAAGAACACCUGAAGAAAAGCUUCAGAAGGAUGGCAGCAUUGCACUGAACAAGAAAGGUGUGAGCAUGCAUUGUUCAAUUUGUGGAAAAGCAGAUCACAACAAGAAGGGCCAUCAGAAAUUCAUGGAGAGGGAGAGUGAGAGGGAAGCAAAUGAGAUGGAAGAAGAAAUAGAAGAUCCUUCCAUUUUAAAUGACAUCAGGACACACAUGGAGGACACAAGGCUAGAUCCUAUGCAUGUGCCUUUCAGCAUGGUACAUAUAAUGAGGCAAGAGGAGAGAAUCCAUGUUUCAAAUGUCAAACCACCUGGUCCUUUGCCAGAUAUAUCUAGAUUUGUUGCUGAUGCCAGGGACUCCAUUCCUGAGAGAAGAACAAUUACUACUGCUACAACCAGAGGAAGGAAUAGGGGAAAAGGCAAAGGGAGGCCACUAGAUGAUGAAGAAACCAUUGGUGCUACAAGCAGAGGAAAAAACAAGAGACAGAAAGCAGGUACUAGCACAUACCCAGGUGAUGGAAGCAAUCGUGCAAGAGGGCCCAACAAUGCAACAAGAGGAGGUUCAAUAGCUGCAAGAGGUGGCCGGAGUGGUGGUGCAAGAAGGGGAGCAAAUGCUACAAUAGGUGGAGGAAAUGCAACAAUAGGAGGAGCAAAUGCUGUUGGAAGAGGGGGAACAAAUGCUACAAGAGGUGGACGAAGUGGUGCUGGAAGAGGGGAAGCUAAUGCUGCACGAGGUGGAGGAAAUGCUGCUGGAAGAGGAGGUGGUGCUGAUGGAAGUGGUGGAACAGUUGGUGGAAGGGGCUGGUGCUAUCUUUUGCUUGGAGAAGAUGGAGAAAGGAGAGAUGCAUCUGUUCCAGACCUAAAUGCUGCUGCAAUCCCUGACCUCAAUGCUCGAGAAGAGAUCAUUGUGACCCAAAAUGCGCCUACGGGUCCUUUCUAAAGUGGGAUGUUAGCAAAGUUCAUCGAUGAGCUAGCUAAUCAUGUCGUAGUUCAUGUCUGAACUUUGUAGGUACUUUAUUUUGUAAGGUUCUAAAAACCUGAAUGUUGCUGCAUUGGUACUGCUAUGUUAUGGACCUGCUAUGUUCAAAAUGCAUAUAUGCAUGUUCUGAA